Messenger RNA from Notechis scutatus (mainland tiger snake), 2101 nucleotides. NCBI's taxonomy places the organism in Eukaryota, Metazoa, Chordata, Lepidosauria, Squamata, Elapidae. The record is from RefSeq and is a predicted model, not a curated record.
AAGCCGUUUUAAAAGACUAGAAAGCAAAACAACCUCCACUCCAAAAUGAUGAUAGGUACAGGGCCUUUCACUAGCACCCCCUACCCACCCCCUAGAAUUUACCUUAACCCUCCCCUCCCCUUUUCUAAUCGUUUUUAUUGCUUCUCCCCACCUUCAGUCUAUGGCCUCAGCAGCGCAGGCUGGGCUCCUGAAGCAGCAAGAAGAAUUAGAAAGGAAAGCUGCAGAAUUGGACAGAAAGGAGCGUGAACUGCAGAACAGCGCAGCUGGCUUUGACACAAAACAGAACAACUGGCCCCCGCUCCCAAAGAUUUGCCCCAUCAAGCCUUGCUUCUAUCAAGAUUUCUCUGCGGAGAUCCCAGCAGACUAUCAGCACGUUUGCAAAAUGAUGUAUUACCUGUGGAUGUUUCACUCGGUCACCUUGCUGUUAAACUUCCUCGCCUGCCUGGCAGUAUUCACAGUGGAACCCACCACCACGGGAUCAGAUUUCGGCCUGUCCAUCUUAUGGCUCGUCUUGUUCACCCCCUGCGCCUUCCUCUGCUGGUAUCGGCCAGUUUACAAGGCUUUCAGGUCUGACAGCUCCUUCAGUUUCUUUGUCUUCUUCUUCAUAUUUUUCUGCCAAAUAAUCGCCCACAUCGUCCAGGCUGUUGGUAUCCCUAACUGGGGGAGCAGCGGCUGGAUUUUUGCCUUCUCCGCGACCCAAAACCUGGCUGUGAAGAUUAUCAUGGUGGUGGUAGCCAUGUUCUUCACGACCUGCGCCGUGCUCUCCCUCUUCCUGCUGAAACGAGUCCACUCGCUCUAUCGCCGGACAGGCGCCAGCUUCCAGAGAGCCCAGGAAGAAUUCUCCCAAGGCAUCCUCAGCAACAGGAACUUUCAGACGGCGGCUAGCGGAGCAGCUUCCGCGGCGACUCAGAAUGCUUUCCAGGGAAACUGAGCUUCCCCAGCGAGGCGCCUGCUUCCGUUCCUCACGGUACCUGAUCGCCCACGUUCAGGUGGUCUUCACCCCACCCCACCCCUUCCUGGGUGCCAGCCUUAACUCCCACGAAGCUCACAGGAAGUUUUCUCUCCAACUUUGCCCCCCCCCCCCCCCCGCCCCCGUCUCUCCAUCCGCGUCUUGUUGGAAAGUGCAAAAUUCAGGAGUGCCUAAAACCCUUUGGUGUGAUUUUCUUUGUUUUUUUUUUUUCCUCCCUUCCCUCUUUCCUUCUUCGUUCCCUCCCUCCUUCCUUCCCUUCCAAUAUACAUAUCUUGUUUUUUUACUGAAAACGUGUGUGUUUCCUGCACUUUUCUUUCCUUUGGGCCGGGCGGUUGGGGGGGGGGGGGCGGGAAAAAAAGCGAUUUUUGCACUCUUGACUCUCCCGCCGGAAGCCUCCCUGAACAAUUCCUUCCCUUCGUCUUCCUGGCCGCUGCCUUUGAUGAUUUUUUAAUGAGCUGAAGAUCGUUAACCGCCAGUGUAGGAUGAGCUGUAUAGUACGGGCUGUUUUUUUUUUUCCCCCCUGGUAUAUGUUUUCUGGGAGAUGCGAAAGGCACAAUUUGUGGCAGACACUCCUGGCUCCCCAAAGCCAGCAAAGCAAACCAGGUUUCCUAUCUGGGGGUUGGAAUUUUGGAUGGUUGGGGAAGCAUAAAGAUUUAUUCCCCAGUCACAUUAAGCCCCCUGAACAUUAGCAACCUGGAUUUUGAAAGGAGGUGAUGGGGUUUCAGGUGAAGCAGUGCAGCAAACCUUGAGAUGAAGGAGACAAUUAUUUCUAAUUCGAUUUUAUUCAGUGCUGUCAUAUAUCUGCUUUGGUCCCUCUGCCCUCCUCGCCCAGCCUCAAUGCAACUGCCAAAGCAAACACUUCUUCAAGGAACACGUUUUAGCAAAAGCUCCCGUUUCUCAAUAAUAAUAAUAAUAAUAAAAUAGGCCUAUGGAAACACCUCCUCUGAUUUUUACCAGAAUUUUUUCCCCCCACAGUUGCCGGCACCUUUAGUUUCAAAAUAAAAUUUGGAGAGAAAAAGACCAGAGUUUUACCCAAGGCUUGUUUGGAGCAGAAUGGAUGACAGGCAGCUACCUCCAAAAUCUUAAAAUCUCUUUUUUUAUUCAAAGCUGAAUGACAGCCGUUAAAAAAAA